This is a messenger RNA of Durio zibethinus, 2539 nucleotides long. It is a transcript of the gene LAP5, whose product is annotated as Chalcone and stilbene synthase family protein. Gene Ontology annotation, molecular function: acyltransferase activity, transferring groups other than amino-acyl groups. The record is from RefSeq and is a predicted model, not a curated record. NCBI's taxonomy places the organism in Eukaryota, Viridiplantae, Streptophyta, Magnoliopsida, Malvales, Malvaceae. Gene Ontology annotation, biological process: polyketide biosynthetic process.
GCUUUUCUUUGCAUUGUCUAAAUAAUAAAUGUAAAUUCUUUGUUUUAGCCAUAGCUCGAACCGGAUGUGUUUUUGCCACCGAAUGUGUUUGCUAUGGAGCUUCUUGAGUGGAAGAAAUUGAACCAUGGUAUUGAAUGAGAAGUAAAUGAUAGCAUUGGUGGUGAUUUGAAUUGAUAUCUCUGUUAUUUUAUGCUUAGCUCUCGUGCAUUUGGGACUCCACUGUUCGUGGUAUGAUAGGGGGCCAAUCAGGAACUGGCAAGACAGAAAAGAAUUCUUUUCCAUCCACAGGGCUUUGGGGUCACUAGUUGGUUUUUUAUUGGGCCAAAUGCCAUUGGCAUCAGCGGUAGUUGAAUAUUUAGUAUUUGCUAACUUAGUAAAGUGGUAAACAAUCCGUCAAUAGCCCUGUACUUGGCUUUCAAAUUCUUCAACCCUGCCAUUUUUUUAACAGAUAUUCUUCGAUAGAUCAACUUACAGUGUCAAAGCGUUUGAGUAGAUGGCAGCAUAUCUUGGCAAGUGAUUCAGGUCACGAAGAUUUGUUUUUCUUGAUAAUUAAAACUUCACCAAAUAAAUUAAUGAAUAUGGAGUUCAUAUUUACGUUUUAUCCAACCAAGCUAUCACUACAGUAAAAUGCAGAUUCAAACCUCAUACCAAACCCCUACCAACGCUUGUUAACAUCACCUGCAUGAAGGUCUUGCUUCUCAACAAAUCCCUUUCUCCAUAUAAUAAUAAUGGUACCCUUGCCGUUUUCAAUACUUGGAAUGAAUAUUCCAUGGCUCCCUUUAAGCUUAUUCUAAAAAAUUAGGGCUGCAGGUGCAGCAGCACUGUAUAUAUAGUAGCAUCCGAUCAAUGCUCCUUCGCAGGUAAAAGAGUUCCUAUACAACCUCCCUUGCCAGCAAAUUCACUAACGUUUCAAUUGAAAGAAACGGGAAAGAAAAUAUGGGGAGUGGAGAAGCACAAGAAGGAUUCCCAAAGAAGGUGAACUCUGGAAAAGCCACAAUUCUGGCUCUCGGCAAGGCCUUCCCUCACCAGCUUGUCAUGCAAGAUUUUCUGGUUGAUGGGUAUUUUAAGAACACCAACUGCGAUGACCCAGAUCUCAGGCAGAAGCUAAACCGACUCUGCAAGACAACUACUGUUAAAACAAGGUAUGUCGUCAUGUCAGAAGAAAUCCUGAAGCAAUACCCAGAGCUUGCCAUCGAAGGCCUCCCCACCGUGAAGCAGAGGUUGGAUAUCUGCAACGAUGCGGUCACGGAGAUGGCCGUUGAAGCGUCACGAAUUUGCAUCAGAAAAUGGGGCAGGCCCAUAUCAGACAUAACCCACCUAGUCUAUGUCUCCUCAAGUGAAGCUCGGUUGCCUGGUGGUGACCUUUACCUGGCAAAAGGACUUGAACUCAGCCCUGAGACGCAACGGGUCAUGCUCUAUUUUAUGGGCUGCUCUGGAGGUGUGGCUGGCCUACGUGUAGCGAAAGACAUUGCUGAAAACAAUCUUGGGAGCCGGGUCUUACUAGCGACUUCUGAAACGACCAUUAUCGGUUUCAAACCUCCAAGUGCAGAUAGACCAUAUGACCUGGUUGGUGCGGCACUUUUUGGAGAUGGUGCUGGAGCUAUGAUCAUAGGCUCUGAUCCAGUUUUCAGCAUUGAGAGGCCUCUUUUCGAGCUUCACACGGCAAUCCAAAAUUUCUUGCCCAAUACUGAAAAGACAAUUGAUGGGAAGCUUACAGAAGAAGGGAUUAGUUUCAAGCUAGCAAGGGAGCUUCCUCAGAUAAUUGAAGAUAAUGUUGAAGGUUUCUGCGAAACGUUGAUGGGAACUGUUGGGUUGACUGAUAAGGACUAUAACAAGAUGUUUUGGGCAGUUCAUCCUGGUGGGCCUGCAAUCUUGAACCGAAUAGAAAAACGACUAAACUUGUUUCCAGAGAAACUUAAUGCCAGUAGAAGAGCUCUGAUGGACUACGGAAAUGCUAGCAGUAACACAAUUGUGUAUGUGAUGGAGUACAUGAUAGAAGAGAGCUUGAAGAGGAAGACAGAGAGCAAAGAAGAGAGUGACUGGGGCUUAAUUUUAGCUUUUGGACCAGGGGUUACCUUCGAGGGUAUUCUUGCCAGGAACCUGACAGUACAAGAAUAAUGUCUUAGCUAAUAUUUCAAAGCAGCUGGAUCUUCUACUAUCAUUAUUAUAGUGAAAAUCAAUUCUCUCAUAAGCAAAGGGAAACCUUAAUCAUUUACGGUUCCAGAAAGAAUCUUUUAAACUUCCCCGUAACUGAAAACUUUCAAGCUAUAUGACUACAUCUAUAUGAAAAAUGUUAAUCAUUUAUUGUAUUUUUCUUUUCUAAUAUUCUAUCAUUUCAAUCUCUUGACUUUUUGCAAACAAGUCCAGUUUCAAUAAAAAUUUUUAUUUUUUUAGGAUUGAAUUGUGCAAGUCGUACUGCACUGCAGCCUACUCUACUGUAAAACCUAACCUCCACUCUCUCUUUUUACUUACAGAAGGGAUGGUAAAUUCUUAAUUAAGAAUAUAAAUAAUAUAUUAAUGUUUAAAAACGUUUGAUUCA